CUCACUGGCAGAAUUUCACCACCACAGCCCAUCACGCGUCGCAUUGGUGUUGCGCGUGCAAACAAGAGAGCUUGUCGCAUGACCAAGAACUUCGAGAUAUGUCUGUCAAGUACAAUCUCGAGCCGCCUCCGACCGCCAAAGUCAUCCUCCACACUACCUUUGGUGACCUCGAACUGGAACUGUUCGCAAAACAGACUCCCAUUACCUCGCGCAACUUCCUGCAGCUGUGUCUCGAUGGCUACUAUGACAACACCGUCUUCCAUCGCCUCGUGAAGGGCUUCAUCCUCCAAGGUGGCGACCCUACCGGUACUGGCCAGGGUGGAGAGAGCAGUUACAAUGGCGACCCAUUCGCGGACGAGUUCAACAGCCGGCUCAAGUACACUCGACGAGGCCUGUUGGGUAUGGCGAACACAGGGAAGAAAGAUGACAAUGGUAGCCAGUUCUUCUUUACUCUUGCCAGCACUCCUGAGUUGGAGGGCCGGAAUACCUUGUUCGGGCGGGUAGCAGGUGAUACCAUUUUCAAUCUCUUGAAGAUGGCCGAUGCAGAGCUGGCAGAGGGAAGCGACGAAAGACCAAUGUAUCCCACCAGAAUCACGGGUGCGGAGAUCAUCAUAAACCCCUUUGAAGAUAUGGUGAAGAGGAACAACGUACAGCUGUCCACGGAGGCUGAGGUCAAAAAGCCCAAGAAGUCAAAGAGAAAAGCAGGCAAAGCGCUAUUAAGUUUCGCUGGAGACGAAGGAGACGAAGGCGAUGUGGCGCCCGUGAACAAAAAAGCAAAAUACAACACGAAACUCGUCAGCGCAGGUGAUCAGUUGCUUUCCACGCCGGAUAACGCGCAGGUUUCCAAAGUACCCAGGGAAGAGAAAGCAAUGCCCAUUCUCUCCACCUCAAUCGCCACCGCGGGCUGUCUCGCCUCCGCCCCGCCUGAAGGAAGCCUCACCUGAG
Periconia digitata is the source of this 945-nucleotide messenger RNA. The record is from the annotation of a GenBank genome assembly. NCBI's taxonomy places the organism in Eukaryota, Fungi, Ascomycota, Dothideomycetes, Pleosporales, Periconiaceae.